This is a messenger RNA of Heteronotia binoei (common prickly gecko), 3361 nucleotides long. It is a transcript of the gene PGAP4, whose product is annotated as post-GPI attachment to proteins GalNAc transferase 4. The transcript is spliced from 3 exons. Lineage: Eukaryota; Metazoa; Chordata; Lepidosauria; Squamata; Gekkonidae. The record is from RefSeq and is a predicted model, not a curated record. Gene Ontology annotation, cellular component: Golgi membrane. Bases 374 to 1564 code for a protein of 396 amino acids. Gene Ontology annotation, molecular function: glycosyltransferase activity. Gene Ontology annotation, biological process: GPI anchor biosynthetic process.
UCCCACCCGAGAGGCCGGCGAGAGAGAGAGAGAGGGAGAGGGAAGGAGAGGGAGCAGAGGACAGGCACGCGAUCCGGCAGAGCAACAAGCGGGAAGAAAGCAACUGGAGCCCCAGUGUCAUCUUUGAGAAAUCCCAGAGGAGUGGUGAGGUGUCACAUAACUGGAGACAGAGACAUUGUCCUGACCUUCAGAAAGGAGGAUUGAGGAAACUACAGACAGGUCAAUCUGACUGUGAUACCAGGCUUGAAUCUUGCAAUUAACUCAGUUAAAUACAAGACUGUUCAUAUCCUUCCAUCACCACCAUCCUGUAUCUCAGAGGAAACAAUGGCCUGAGGCAUGAGCCCACAACUGCCAGCCCUUGUGCACUGCAGCCAUGCUCCCACGGGGACAUCUACAGCCAUGGAGGAGGCUGUGUCGUUGGUCCAACCCAUUCGUGCAGCUCCUUGCUUUGACCGUUGUGACCUUUGGGGUGCUUGCCCCACUGACUUGCCAGCAGUUCCUCUACUCCUAUUUCUAUGUGCGGCGCUGGUAUCUGCGCCCAAUGAGCCAAGAGUUCCUGAAGCAGAACCAAGAGGACGGUCUGAGCGCCCUCCGUUACUUUGAGAGACUGCGGACCCCAAAUACGUCAGAAAGAUUGGGCAGCGAUGCCUUCCAUCCAUGGUUACUGAUUACCAUCAUCACGGUCCAGAGGCAUCCUGAAUUCCACUAUGUCCUUCAGGUAGCAUCCCGUUUCCACCGCCUCCUCCAGAAAUGUGGCCCUUCCUGCCGUCGCCACCAGAUCUUGCUCUGCAAUGUGGAAAUGGAUCCUGGCAGCCAUUGGGAUGCCAAGCUGCUAUCCAAUUUUAUGGCUAUGGUGAACCACUAUGGAGGCCAUGAGAAGGCAGAGCUUUUGCUGAACCAGUUUGAAAAGGAGAAGCGGGAUUAUGCCUAUUGUCUUGAGAAGUCACUGCAAGCCUACAACCCAGAAUAUGUGCUGCUGGUGGAAGACGAUGCCGUUCCUGAGGAGGAGAUCUUUCCAGUUUUGCAUCACCUGUUGCAGGUGCGGUUCUCAAAGGCGCACCUGCAAGACGCUCUUUACGUGAAGCUCUAUCAUCCAGAGAGACUGCAACAUUAUAUCAACCCAGAGCCCAUGAGGAUCCUCGAGUGGCUCGGAAUAGGCAUGUUUAUGGGGUCCCUGUUGGGCUUUGUCUACACCUGGGUCUCCAGCCGCUCCAGCCUCAGUUGGCCUAUUGUGCUUUUCUUUGCCCUGUAUAGCAUGCUGCUGGUAGAACUGGUGGGACGCCACUACUUUUUGGAACUCCGCCGCUUGGCCCCUCCGCUCUACAGCAUCGUGCCUGUCACAGAAUGCUGCACACCUGCUAUACUGUUCUCUGCCUCUUCUGCCCGCCGUGCCUUGGGUUACCUGAAAGAACUGCACUGCCGCCCAGGCUUUGCCAAAGAUACUGCCCUUUACUCGCUCUUGCGCGUGAAGGGUGAACGGGCAUUUGUAGUGGAGCCCAAUCUGGUCCGGCACGUGGGGAUGUUUUCUAGCCUCAGGAUGAAUGGCAAUCCCAAAUUGCUCUGAUGUUGCAAAGCUUCCUGUGAGUGGGGUGGGUAGGCAGGUGGAGCCUGAGUCGCUCUGCUGGCCGGAGAAGCCAGGCAAGCUACCUGCCUGGUUUUGCUCACAUGCAAGCACAAGGGAAUAGAUGGCACAGCAAUGUCUGCAAUCUCGGGUCAUUGCCAAUUGCAAGAAGCCUCCCUGGAAAUCCUCAAUUGUUCAUUUCAGCUCUUUGUUUGACUUGAAAAUCCUAGCACAUCCUCUUGUACUGCCAGUGAAUGCUUUGUGUCUUUUCCAGUUCAGCGACAGCUUUAAAUGAGUGAUUGUGGAUUGUCAAAGAGGCUUUUUCUUCUUCUGUUCCAUUGCAUAUUAGUGAGUUCCUCCUUUCUUUCUCUGUCACUUUGAAAUGUAUAUGUGAAGGGGGUUUUCCACAUUCUCAUUUUGCUCGAGCAAAACAAAGGAACAAAAAGUGCUUGUUCCUUUUUCGGGGGGUGGGGGGGAGUCUGUUCCACAUCUGUUUUUCUCCCUCUAGUAGUCAAUUCAGCUUAACAGUGGUUUACGUCCAGCAUAUCUCCCUGCAGAUUGAAGCUAGAAGGAGCAACACACACGUGGAGCAGAACUGCCCUCCCCCCAAGAAACAAGCACUUGCCAGUGAGUAAAAUGAAAAGGCAGGAAAAGCCCAUAUAUAAAACAAAUUCUACACCUACAACAUUAGCAGGUGGGUUCAAGAUUAGCCUUUUUUCUCGACAUGCUGAUUUUAUAAGGGUGGUUUGUGGGAGAUGUUUGGAGAGCAUAAAAACGUUUAGCCUCUUGCCUGCAAUCUGAAAUGCUGCAUCAUGCCAGCAAUAUAGAUGCACAGGAGGCAUCCGUGAACCUGAGCUCUUAAGUGAUGCAUGUUAUAGGAAAAGAGCUUGGUGGCUGGCAGGAAAUGCCAGAAGAGUUUCUUUAUAAAUGCUUCCAGAUACAUUAUUCAUGUAAACAUUUUCAAGAGUUAGCUUCCCUUCCCUGAGGUGUCUUGUUUUGCUUUUAAGAAUAAGACAAAGCAGUCAGUAACUACCUUCCUUAGUGUAUAUAUCAAUGAAAGAUUGGUAUCGAGAAAGAAGGUGGAGGUCAUCACUGCCUAUUUGAUACAUAAAUCUCACCCGGUGUCUAUAUCUACUUCCUGGUUAUUUGGGAGCCAAUCAUACCUCUGUGGACAUGGUACCAUUCUCUGAUGGCAGUAUGUACCACUUCACAAUGCAUGGGAGACGAUUUUAAGUUCAAAUCCCCCAUUGUGAGGAGACACCACAGGCUGUAGAAGAGCCAAGUAGGCUGGAUGAUCUUUGUGCUCUUACCAGACUUGCUUCCCUCCAAUCUGUCCUGGGCAUGCCUUACCACUAUAUGCAUUCCCCAAGAUGAGGCAAUUGGGAGGAAUUUCCUUCCCAUUGCCCCGACCUGUUCAAGCACUUCCUUGCCUGCAAGUCAGCCACGAGUGAUUAGCGGUAUUCAGGACUGUCCUACAGGCAACUGUUCCUGUUCCCUUGCCCUUUCUUCGUAUGCCGUUUCUGGUCCCAGGUGCUAGUCAGUCUGACGUCCACCAUACUUUUCUGUGGUAAACGGCUUCUUAAGAAGCAGAAGUGCCUUAUGCAGACUAUGUGCACAGCUUCAAGGAAGUGUUUCCAUACUUCUUUGGCACGCUUGAUAAUCUAUGUGAACUGCAAGCUUUAGGAGGGUGGGCACUGUUUUCACAAAUAAUUUUAAAACAUACAAAUUCAAUUGUUUUCCUUCAGUAGGAGCUGAUGUGUAACAAACAAAUGUGUUAAUAAAAAAAAAAAAUUCCCCUUU